Molecule: messenger RNA, 1939 nt
Organism: Monopterus albus (swamp eel)
Lineage: Eukaryota; Metazoa; Chordata; Actinopteri; Synbranchiformes; Synbranchidae
Gene: mul3
Product: mitochondrial E3 ubiquitin protein ligase 3
Exons: 4
Coding region: 201-1019 (272 amino acids)
Biological process (GO): organelle organization; protein ubiquitination
Molecular function (GO): ubiquitin-protein transferase activity
Source: RefSeq, a predicted model, not a curated record
UUGAGUUUUGUCAUAAAACGAUUGGUGUGUCGUAGCUUCCCCUGCUAGUUUUAAGCGGUACGUUUUCAACUAUAUCUGAUUAUUCCUCGAAAACAUACGAAGCAGGUGUACGCGGUAACUACAACAGUAGUCUACAGAAGUUUAUUUCGACUUUUUUUUUUGGCCGUACAGUGUGUUUGCGAUUUCUCCUCACAGACAGAAUGGGUGACCUUGAUACGAACCCACUGGUUUUGAUUGGUGUCGGGUCCAGCAUUGCAUUGUCUGGCCUGUUUUAUCAUUUAUACCGACAAAAGAAUAAAGAACUGAAAAAGCUGAAGGAAAUACCUGUUUUCAAACCAGACCAACAUUUGCUCAAAAUACUCAAAGCAUCUUCCCAGAAGCGCCUGCAGUAUGUUGCUGUGGAAGGUGUGGUCCAGGCAGAUGGGGAGCCUCUGGCCAGCAGGUUUGUCCCACAGUGCUUGUGUGUGAUUCAGAAGGUAGCAGUGGAGGAACGCUGGCAAUACUGGAACUGGCUCACCAAAACAUGGAAUUCUCGGACCACGAACAGGAAAGAGACCAGCAACUCGGUGCCCUUCAACCUGAUUAACCGAAGGUCUUACAUCAGUGACACAUAUGUGAAGGUGCAGAACCCACUAGAGGCCUCUGGGUGCUACCUGGAAAGGGUUUACUUCAAAGUAAGACGUGCUGAAGAGGGCCUGGUGACCAUGGUGUUACAAGGCCUCAGCCAGGAGAAACCUGUGGCGGUGGAGGAGAGCGAGGAGCUGCUCCGGGUGGGGAGCACCUUGACUGGGUUUGGGGAAGUGGUGCUGGAGGGAGGCCAGGUGAUGAGGCUGCAGGCCCCUCAGGAUGGCCGCAAGUACAUCCUCAUGCCCACUGACUACAGAAGCUUUAUAGACAGGCACGAGAGGUCAGCCAGCAUGUGGAAGAUGCUGACUGCUGUUACUGUCCUCACUGGGGCUUCUCUUCUGGCCAGUGUUAUUUACAACUUAGUUGGAAAACAGGAUGAUAGAUCGAAGUAGGUUUGAAGAGGUGGCUCCUGAAGGUUUGAUGAUUUUAAAAAAGCCCAAGAUUCCACAGUUCAGGUACACAUUUAGAUUUUCUUAAGACGGGUAUUUUCUUGUCAUGCUGCAACUACGGUGGCAGGGAUGAAACAAUAGAAAAACAGAAAUCAUAACAUUUUACAAAAUAUAUUAACAAAACUGAAAGCCUGGUGACAUUUCACAAAAUGGAAAAGGGACUCUGACUGUAAUGUCUUGUAUUGUGCUGUAAUGUUUCCUAAUUUUGUCCUUGUGUUCUGUCAAAUGAAAUGGCGUUUGUCCGGUGUUGAUGUGUUUUGGUCCUCUGGGCCACCAUACUAAACAGACCACUUAACAGAUUUGUAACCAUAUGUCAAAUUUGAUACUGUCUUGAAGGUGAAAAUCCCACACAGUCUGUCACUUGUACUCACAUUAUAAAAAAUGUAAUCAUCAGACAUUCACCAGGCAAAUCUCACAUUUAUAAAGAGAAAUUAAUAGUCCUAAUCGCUGAGACUUCAAUGUGAGUAAGUUCUUGUUGGUCUCUCUAAUACCCAAAUCGUUCACUGGAUGAUGCCAGCACAGGCAGAAUGCAUUGUCAGACUCAGUGUGGUGUGAUAAACAAUAAUUAAAAGGCCUCCAGUCCUAUGAGAUUGGUCUAAUAUUGUACAGUGGCAUGUGAGGGUAACUCUCUCUUUAGCCACUGACACUGGGAAAUGUUAUAAGAAAAUGUGGCAAGUGAUGGAGCAACUCAGGAGCAUGCAUUUAAUUAUAGGGCAUUUGCUUUAUGAAAGGAACAUUUUAUUUUUAUGAGUCUUUAUAAUGUUACAUAAAAUCAGUCUGUUUAAGGAGGUAUGUGGUGUCAAAAAUUUAAUCAAGCUUUUACUGUGAAUCUGAUUAGCAAAACAGUUGUCAGUCUAAGAUUC